This is a messenger RNA of Heterostelium album PN500, 678 nucleotides long. RefSeq lists its product as uncharacterized. The record is from RefSeq and is a predicted model, not a curated record. NCBI's taxonomy places the organism in Eukaryota, Evosea, Eumycetozoa, Acytosteliales, Acytosteliaceae. Bases 1 to 678 code for a protein of 225 amino acids. The transcript is spliced from 2 exons.
AUGGCAACAAAACAUACUGAAGCAGGAUUAAAGCUAAGAGGAAUAGGCAAUUCACAUUUAGAUAUUAAAGAGAAACUGAAACAAAGAUGCUACGAGAAGCUAAAGGAAACAAGGAAGAAUAUGAUUAAUGAAGAAAGAAUGAAGUGUAGUAAUAAUAGUUAUAGUAAUAGUAAUGUCAGUAGUGGUACAGUUUCUUUAAAUAAUAAUAAUAAUAGUAAUAAUAGUAGUAACAAUAAACAAUCUCCACCAACAUCUCCACUGAAAGCAAAAAUAGAUGUACGUUCAACUAUUUUAAAGGAAUAUGAAAUGAUGAAAUUGGAGUUUGACCAACCAAUGACAUCAUCAACAACAACCACUACAACUACAACUACUUCUUCUUCAAACACAACAACACCAUCAACAAAUGCAACUACUAGUAAAACAUCAACAAUAUCAACACCAAUCAAACCAAUACCAUUAUUAACCAGAUCGAAAUCACCUGCUAAACUGUUACCUUUAUUUAAAAUGACUAAACUGGAAGAGGAUCUAAUGUUAAAAGAAGUUGAAGAAUAUUUAGAAUCUAUAGAAUUACAAAUGAUAAAGGAAUAUGAAGAUAUGCUAAAAUUAGAACAAGAUGAAUUACAAUAUUACUCAACAAUUGCCAAUCAAGAUCAUGAUGAUUUCGAUCUUCAAUUUUAA